Messenger RNA from Dermacentor albipictus, 10254 nucleotides. It is a transcript of the gene by, whose product is annotated as focal adhesion protein tensin. The record is from RefSeq and is a predicted model, not a curated record. Lineage: Eukaryota; Metazoa; Arthropoda; Arachnida; Ixodida; Ixodidae. Gene Ontology annotation, cellular component: focal adhesion. Gene Ontology annotation, molecular function: protein binding.
CCGGCCGCCGAAAGCAGCGCGUGCGUGAGCGCCGCUUCGUUCUCCGCGCCAGUCGCGCGCGGAACAACUUCGCGCUCUGUUUCUGUUUCGCUUUCGUUACCAGCAGCCGAGUCCGGCGCAUGAGUGCGUAGUGCUUUUCGUCGCCCCGGCGCGGUCCGUGGUUGUUUGUUGCUGCCGCCGUCUCUCGUUAGUGCCGCUUUCGGAUACGAUAAUACGCUCGCCACGCAACACUUGCACUCUUGCAUCGCCUCUCACGGAAUACCGGAUCUUUCGCCACGUGCUUCGACUCACCGGUGGUUUCUUCGCAUGGAACCCGUUGAAUCGCCGUGGAAGAACAAGCUGGAUGUCGUGCCUGUUGGAGCUGCGACCAUGGUCGUCGGUGGGGCUUUUUGGCGGCGACGGGAAACGACUGUAAAUGUGCCUUGACAGGAGAAGCCGACUUCGCCGUGACAAGAUCUUUCGCUCGAAGGUCUCCAGCUGCCCGGUGCAUUCCCUGCGUCGUGCUACAGACUUCGCCCAGGAUAUCUGCUUCAGUUACUGAGAAUGCCACCACUGCGCGCAUUUGGAUGCUAAGGGGUGAUGGUUCCGACCGUGCCUUAGAAAAGAAGAUAGUCAACUUCGUCACGGCCGGAUAUAUUUUGCGAAAAGAGCUCGCGCUGGUCAAAACGUGCUUUGCGUCCUGCAUAAGUCACUGCUUGCGGUAACUGCUACAACGCUUGAGAAAAGUUGCACUGGGCGCGUGCCUGCUGAGCCCGUUGCGUAUUUGUUUCCCGAGAAACACCAUCUCAGCAAGCGGAUGAUAUAUUUUUUCCCCCGUCAGUUCUGCUUUUCCAACUUCCUUCUCUUUGCACGCUCGUCUGCGAACUUGAACGCGCCCGUCACCGCAGUUUCAAGGACGGCGCCGAGAUUAUUGCCAGUCUGGCGGAAAACGGCGCGCGCGCGCUUUUGUCUCGCGUAGCUGUAGUGGCUCCUGUCGUCACGCUUGGGAAAGUUGUCAUAGCACAUCCUAUAGCUGUCACUUUCCUUUUUUCGAGCACCUUUCGUGCAUGCUGAGUAGUUGCGCCAUUGUUUCUCGCGUUCGGCGACAUGGAACAGAGCACAGACCUCGCAUUGCUGUUGCUUUGCUCUAUAUGAAAGAGCUGAGAAGCAAUACGUAUAGUCAGGCAAACAGUGCAACGACAGUGGAAUUUAAGGUUACGCUGGUCGCCUCUCCAUUCAUUCGCUCAUUUUGAUUUAAUUGCAUGCCUUCGGUUCGUCUAUGCCAGCUGGCCCGAGCCACCGCUUUUCUGAAGCAUUAGCCACAGCCGGCUAGCGGGGGGAGCGCAUUAGAGGAAUCUGGGCCAAGCGUGUUUUCAGAAGCCAAGACCGUCUGCGUGCUGUCUCGUGCCUGUUUUUGUGUUUAUACCCCGACUGCGGAACGCAGAUCAGAGGCGCACGUUGAAGAAGUGAAGAGCGGGAGCAGGAGUCAAUAAGUAAACAAGCGCAAGAGGCGAAAUAAUAAUAAUAAAAAGGAGUAGCCGGAACCAGUCAGCCCGUGAGAUACAGAUGUGUGCGCGCUGGAGGGUGACGUACGCUCUGGAGGGGAGGCGACUGUAAAUAACGGGAGCGCAUUCCGAGGAAGAAAGCGAAAAUAAACGCCUCAGACUUCGCCUCGUCGCCUGCCACUUUGCGCGUCGCUUCGUCACCGGUCGUGCGCGCUACGUCAGAAACCCGGUGCGGUCUCUCUUGGAAGGCGAGCGACAGCGUGCUUAAUUUUUUUUUCUUCUUGACAUAACUUGCUGCUGUCCAAAGCCGCCUACAAAUACUUGAAGAGGCAGCGACGGCUUCAUGUGCUACGGUAACCGCUGCGUGUAGAGAAAUGAUUCAAUAGGUGUGGCAACCAAUUAUUAGUAUAAUUAUAUUCAUAACUCGUCAAAUUCUGUGACAGCCAAUAUUGGAGAUUAAAGAAAGUGCCUAAGAGGUUUGAAUAUAUAUAUUCGGCUGUUACGGUUGCUAAUUUUUCGCAUCUUCCUUAUUCUCUGCGGACGUGAACGGCAGGAGACUGUAGAGCAAGAUCGGGAAGGAGAAGCAACAGACAACAAUCAGCCACUUCCACGACACUAUUGCCCCGCAUGCUCUGGCGGUGCUUAUUGACUGAGAGAUGAGAGCAAUAUUCCAACUCUUCACGUCGUGGAAACGUCAGAAUAAGAAACUUCAACAAAGAAAACGGACAUCGUCUUUCCCAACGACGCUCUCAUUGCAGUCCAUACGCACAACAGGCCAGAAAGACGGCAGGCGAGAGUGUCGGUAGCCCGAAUUGAUGAUUGUCAAUUCUCGGCAGACUGCUGAGUAAACGCCAUCGACAGCAGCGGGCGCUCCCAGCGUCUUCCGUCAACGCUCGGCGCGCCACGCAUACGGGCUGCGGUUCCCGGCGAGAGCGUGCGUGCUGCGUGUAUACGCACGCUGCGAGAAGCCGGAUCGCGGCCGCCCGCGCAGCUGGUCGCCCGCGGUCUACAGCCGCGCACGCUUCUCCCAAAAGGCACGCGCUCGAGCAGUCGCCGCGCUUCGCCUGCGUCGUCACCCACGCCGACGCGCCCCGACCCUCGGGACAUCUAGGACAGAGCCAGACCCGUGGUCACCGCGCGUUCGGCGACACCGCAGCACUUCCUCGCGCGGGCAGGUCAUCGAUGGGCGUCGUCACCUAUCGGGAACGUUUCUACAUCCUCGCUCGAGCGUGUCGAAGGUCGGUCGUGCACGCCCAACCUCUUCACCGCCGAUAGACGCAGUCGAGUCUCGUCCGCUGCCUAUCGCACGUAACGCACGGCGCGAGCCGAAAUCGCGCGCGCAUCGUUCGCGUCGUUUCCCUCGCCCUCUGCGCGUUCUCUCGCGCCCUCACCUCGGCGAUUAUAGUGUGCUGCGUGCGGAAUGAUUGCCGCCGGCCGCCGGCUGGCGAUUCGACCGGACCGUUUGUCUGCCGCCGCCGCGAGUGGCCGGUGCCUCGUCGCCUGACUUGCACCGCGCGCCGUGCUUCUUCUGCGAGCGAAGCUCGAGGCCGUUCCUGUGCGGGCGCAACGGAGAUCAACCCCAACGACCGCUCGUGAGCCUGCUGGUUUCCCGUCGCGACGACAGCUGUCAACUGACAAUCGACCUCACAGGAUACGAGGCAUCGCGCGAAGGUCGGAUACCCCUUCCGAGAGUCAUUCGCCGGCUGACAAACGCCGUCUUCACGGCGACGUCACCGUUCGACCCUGAUUUUACUGCGUACACUAGAGGAAGAUACCCAGGAUUACAGCCUCAGUCCCAAAACGCGUGCCCGCAAAGAGAGCGGCGCACGUUGGAAGCAUCUGGGCGCCUUGUGGUUUCGCCUGCUUUCCGCGCAACCGCUUACUGAGUCACCUUGCGUUAGAAGAGUGGAUGCAGAUGCAGGACAAGGCAUCUCUCUAAGAUAAUAGCGAGCGCAAAGAAGCCGAGCAGAUGAAGAAAAGGAAACGAUGCCCCAACUUGCGGUCCCAAGCGUGCGCUUCGAAGUUGAGCGAAGACCGCGAGGGCGAAAAGUGCUAGAAAUUCUGCGGUACAAUAGCGGCGACCCUCGAAGAUAACGCGCGAAGAGCUACGCGGAUCGAACCUGCUGGCGAAUGACUUGCUUCGCGCGCUGCUGACGCCGUCGUAGAGCUUGACUGCUUGCCACGCACAAAAGUUCCUAUUCGCUCGAAAUUUGAGCGCAGUGUGCGCGAACUUGGUUCAACAUGUGGGGCUGCCUGGGGAAGUCCAAGAAACGUCGCAAGGCGGUCAUCAGCAUAGUGCGGAGCCCAUCGCCGGGUUGCCGCUGUUCCUGCCACGGACAAUCCUUGCAGCAGCGUAAACAGGUGAUAUCCUCCUGUGACCCCAAACAGAGUUAUGAGUUGAGUCGCAGUGAAAGCAGAGAACUCCGACAUUCCAGGAGAUCGAAGAGUCCUGGAUCCCGAUCACUUGAACGAACGAGAAGCCCAAGAAGCCUCGAACGACAACUUAGUUUCGCCAUGGAUGUGACUUACGUAACGGAGAAGAUUAUCGUUGUCACGUUUCCUGAGGGUGGAUUAGACACCACCUAUCGGAGUAACCUGAAGGAAGUGACCCGAAUGCUAAGGACAAAGCAUGGGGACAAGUACACGGUGUUUAAUCUCUCCGAAAAACGACACGACCUCGCCAGGCUCAACAGCCAGAUUGUGGAGUUCGGGUGGCCGGCCCAUCUCUCGCCGCCGCUCGAGAGGCUGUGCACCAUCUGCAAGAGCCUGGACUCGUGGUUCCACGCCGAUUCGCAGAACGUCGCGAUCCUUCACUCUAAGGGUGACAAGGGCCGGGUCGGCGUCGUACUGGCUGCGUACCUGCACUACACGAGCAUAUGCGCCAGCGACAAUCAAGCCCUCGACCGGUUAACAAUGCGGAGGUACUACGAAGACAAGCUCUACUCCUCGAUGCAUCCUUCCCAGAGGAGGUAUGUUCACUACUUCACAGAGCUUCUGUCCGGCAACAUCAAGAUGAACAACAACGCUCUGUACCUGCACCAUCUUAUCCUUCACGGAAUUCCCAACUUUGACAACAGAGGAGGUUGUCGGCCAUUUUUCAAGAUCUACCAGGGCAUGCAGCCGGUGUACACGUCGGGCGUCCACGUGGCCACGGAUGGUUCUCGGCGGCUGGUGGUGCCGCUGGAAGCGAACCAGGCGCUUCGGGGUGACGUGCUCAUCAAGUGCUACCACAAGAAGCAGCGACCCGCUGGUCGGACACCCAUCUUCCGGGUGCAGUUCCACACGUGCACGCUCGAGGGCGGCAAGGUGUUCUUCGCGAAGGCGGACCUCGACGACGCCGUCUCUGAUCCACGGUUUCCGGACGAUGGUCAAGUGGAGUUGCUGUUUUCUGAUCGACCUGAUGACUACAGAGGAAAUGGUUCUGUGACCGAGAUGGUCAGUACAGCCGACCAGACGAAAGAUCCACUGGUCAGACAUGAUUCGUACGAGAAUUUUGACCUGAUUCACGAAGACAGCCAAAGUGAUCUCGACGAUCUGAUUGAGUCGACCAACAUUUCUGUUCCCCACGCAGAGGGUCCCCUUGACGGAAACCUCUACGCAGUGGUGUCCAAGGCGGGCAGGCAGCCCGUGGACGGCGGCCCCUUUUCCCCCUCCUCUCCCAACGCCGCCGCCCCCGACACUGACGUGCUUGAUGGGCCGCACACUGUGAGCAUGGACUCGGGCAUCUCCUCCUCUUCGGGCCUGCACAAUUACGGAAACCCUAGCCCGCAGGGGCUGCUCCACAAAGUGCCCAACGGAGGCACCGUCGAAGUGGAAGUGCACCACUCGGCUGACGGUGGCCACCCUCAUCAGCAGCAGCAGCACCACCACCACCACCAACAACAACAACAACAACAACCGGGGCGGAGCCCCCUGCGCUCAGAGCACGCCGAGUUGGACGACUUGCUGGACGGGAUGCUGCGCGAGAUCCGCUCCAUGCCCAACCACCCGGCUUCCCCACCGCCCGGCAGCGGCCGCACUAACCCGUCGCACUCGUACGGCACGCUGCCCCAUGGCAGCCCCAGCUCGCUCUCAAAUCCAGGUCACGGCACCAUCUACUGUUCGUACACGUCGCGUACCACGUCGUCGGAGCCCCCGGCGGCAGCGCAGCGCAACGGCGGCGGAGACUACCUGGCCGGCUACCAGCGCUGGCCGCUGCAGCACCAGGAGCCCGACGGCCGGUCGCCGGACAGCGGCCACCGCACCACGUCGCCCUUCUCGUACGGUGUCGAGUACGGAAGCCCCGCGCUCAGGCGCCGGCGAGCGCACUCCGAGUCGGCCAGGGACUCGUUCGAGGAUCGCAGCUACGGCACGCUGCGAGACGCCUCGCUCAGCCCCGAGCCUGUGGUCGGAAGUCAGUCGUGGCUGCAAAAGCAACAGCAGAAACUGCGCGCCCGCCGAGAAGGUUCGUGGGAAGACAGGCAUCGCAAGGAGAGACAGCUGAUCGCCGAAUUACGCACAGCCACCGCCAUGCGUAGUCCCGAGCCACCGAACGGGACAGUGGACAUGUCACCGUUGAACGGCGACGUUGGAACGCUAAAGGGCACCAACUACUCGACCCCGCUGCACAUCCACACGAGCAGCAAGCCGCCGAUCCAUCGCGGCCUCAGUGCGCCAACGUCGCCCAUCAUCCCGUCGCGGACGAGCAGCCGGGAUGUGACACUGCGCAGGUAUCCACAGUGGCAGCCGCAGCCGCUGCCGACAGUCGCGCAGCCCAUCGUGCGCCAGAAGUCGGACACGUCGUUCGACCGGGAGAGACCGUUCAUGGAGGCCAAGCGGUCACAUCAGCAGGCACGCGACCAAAUGGCGGCCGGCGACCCGGCAGGUACGUCUCCGCUCCGGCUCAUCUCAUCGUCGGUCGUGUACGGCGAUCCUAGCGACCCCGCGCGGAGACCCGGCGUGUUGGCCGGUAGUCCGCCCUCUGCCACUUCAGCUCCGCCGCCGAGGCGAGACGACAUUCUGGCCAUGUUGAACGACCCGCCGUUCUCAAAGGCUGUGAAGGCGUCCUCCCCUGUCGAGACAGCACAAUACAAGGUAGAAGAACCGGUACAGUUACAUGAGAUGGCACCAAUAGCCCAGUCAACUCCAAACAAGUACACGCAGGACGACAGCUCCCUGGAAGGCUCCUCGCCUUGGCCUACGAGGGGAACGGACGACAGUCCGUCGGCCAGUCCUUCCAGCGCGACGGACCGGCCGGCUACGCCAGCGUUCCCUGUGCCUCCUAGGACGCCCUACAUGAACCAAGAUUCGUCGGGAGGAUUGCCGCCUAAAAGCCCAACCCUCUCUCGUCGGAGGAGCCCCUCGCCUGCCACCGUGAGUGCCUUGCAGCAGAGCCUGCCGCCGUCUUCGGGACUUCCGACAAGCCCCAAUGGCCAAAGCUCGCCGACCGUCUAUUUCGGCCAGUCGAGAAGAUCAAGCAUGCUCUCAUUGACAGACUCGCCAGAAGUCAUCCAUCACCACCCUGUUUUUGUCAAGGACACCUCCAAGUAUUGGUACAAGCCCAACAUCAGCAGGGAAGAAGCCAUCCACGUGUUGAAGACGAAGCCACCAGGCACAUUCAUUGUGCGGGACAGCAACUCCUUCCCUGGUGCCUUUGGUCUGGCGCUCAAGGUGGCCAGCCCACCUCCCAAUGUCCAGACUCGAUCAGGUGAUCCAUCGAAUGAGCUGGUGCGGCAUUUCUUGAUCGAGCCUACCGCCAAGGGAGUUCGACUCAAGGGCUGUGCCAAUGAACCAGUUUUUGGGAGCCUGUCUGCUCUUGUUUAUCAGCACUCCAUCACGCCGCUGGCUCUUCCUUGCCGACUGUUGUUGCCAGAGUCUGAAAUUGGAGGUGUGCCUGUUUGGGCAGGCGAUGUUGUGGACAGCACCACAGCACCAACAACUGCUGCUACGGCUUCUAGUCUCCUGCAGCAAGGAGCAGCUUGCAAUGUGCUUUACCUGUGCACCAUGGACAUGGAGUCGCUGACAGGCCCGCAGGCAGUGCGGCGCGCUAUGGCUGAGCUGCUGGCCAUCUCACCACCACCUGUGCCCACUGUAGUCCACUUCAAGGUCUCCUCGCAGGGCAUCACUCUCACUGACAACAACCGAAAGUUAUUCUUUAGGAGGCAUUACGCGCUUAACGCGAUCAGUUUCUGUGGCACUGACCCUGAUGACAGGCGCUGGACUCAGAAAGACGAAGAUGCAGGAGUCACUGUCACUGCUAGGUGCUUUGGCUUUGUGGCCCGUAAACCAGCUAGCAAGACAGACAACCAGUGCCACUUGUUUGCUGAACUGGAUCCAGAGCAGCCAGCAUCGGCCAUCGUCAACUUCGUUGGCAAAGUCAUGGACGGGGCUGGAAUAUCAGCAACACGGGCAAACAUGAUAUAAAUGUACUGUACUGGUUGUACAAAGCCAAUGCGAGCUGUCUAGCCAUAUCUCUCAAGGUUAGUGAUGCUCUGAGGACACCGCCAUUGAUUCGAAGGUGCACAGAAGGUGAAGACUAUAGCUGCAAUAGGACGUUUUUUGUGCUGCACCAUGAAGUGUGUCCCAAUAUCUUAUUGCGAGUGUUCCUAUCAGCACCACAUCAGUGCAAGCCCAAAGUGCAAAACCUAAUUACUUGUUGAACACACCAACAGAUAUAUUUGACAUUUUAUCUUAUUAAUUAUGCAAACUAGAUUAUAAAGUAAAUAUGCAAAUGUUUUAACAUACUUGAGGCUGAAGGACUGUUUGAAACAGUGACACUUUUGGCUUCAUUUGCAUUUGUAGUGACAAAGCUAGAAUGCUUUUGGUGCUGUUGUUUACUACAGCAAAAUAAGUAAGAGAGAAAGCUUGUCUUGCUUUUGGAAGGCCACAACAGGUGGCUCGAUAUUUUCGAUUUGGUGCAGCUAGUGCAUUGUUGUAUAUUGUGAUUAGUUUAUAACCUUCAUUAUGAAUGAAGAAGAUGUCAUUUUUCUUAGACCUUUUUGCACAAAAGCAAAGCUUGGAAUGCUAAGACAAUGGCUAUUGUUUUUAUUAAUGCACAUCAUGUUUCAAAUGAAAUGAGAAACAGGUCUGUAUGUGCUUGCUUUUAAUCUGUGUGUCAAACUGCAACCUUACCAUGUGUCACAAGAGUCCCACGAGCAGUGGUCAUGCCAUUUGUCCAGCAUUGAACAUUCACAUUUGAUUUUCAUUAUUUCCUCACAGGAUUUGCAAAUGAAUUAAUUAUGAGUUCUGAUGAUCAUUUAUUGCGAAGUGCAAUGAAAAGAGUUUUGUUUGUGUCAUAGGUACACAGUGCAGCAAGUGAAAGCUCUGUGGCAGUCAAAUCAUGUUUAUUUUGAGGCAUUGAGAGAUAUAUGCCAAAUUGAUUGCAGCAUGAAUUGUAGCAUAUUUUACGCAUAACUGUACCCUGCCUGCCUCUUUAGCACCACAGCAACACUUGCGUGAAAGCCAAGUAGUUAAAUAUUUGAGUUGUCGAUGGUAGGCAGCCUAUAUUCACCAUAUUUUUCAUUGUUGCUUCAGUUCUUACAUCAUAGUAACACUAAAGUUAUUCUAUGUAAAUGUACUUUUUAGGAAACAGUGGCUGUUCCAAUGGGUUUCUUGGCACAUUUGAUAUCCAAGAGGCUUAUUAAGUGUUUAAUACCAAAAUAUGGGACCCUAAUAGAAAGAGGAGGUAUUAAAUAGAAUUGUGAAUGUAAUUUACCUUGCUAUUGUUUGAGAUAUGGCAAAAUUAAGUGGUGACGAGUUUUUGUUUGUCAGAACACCAAAAUGACAAAAUUUUACUCUUGAAUUCUUUUUUAGCAACCUCUGUCCAGCACAAUACAGUACAUACGUACUAGUAUGCAUUAAAAGAAACAUCUUUGACAGAGAUAUGUCUGGCUGGGUGGAAAAUAUCAGAAGCACAAACUGCUCCAGCCGAGUACGCUAUUUCUUCGGUCGCUUCAGUCACUCCCUGAAGAAGGACUGGGCCAGUCCCAAAAUGUUGGAAACUUCUUAACCUUGGCUGAUGCAAUUUUAGCUUGUAAUGUACUAAUACAAGUUAUUUAAAGGUGUGAGUGCUGUACAAAUAAGUGUUUGACUUGCACAAGUGUGCUCUUGGUGACAGGCAGGGGCUCAGACAAGCGUUCCGGCAGGAAAAACAGCAGAGGAUCAAUAGAAAUGUCAGCCACUGCUGCUAAUGCUUCGUUCACUAUGUUGUCAAUAUAUAGAGAGCCCAUUGAUAUGCUUGCUUCACGAGUUUUAUAUCUCCAAGAUUGCCUUUGUAAUGCUUUCCUCAAUGUGUGAAAUCCGCUUUGUUGAGCAUAAAGAAACUAUGCCUUGCUGUUUACUGGCCACAUUGUGCUGUAGCAGGAAGUGUGGCUUUUCAAUGUGGCAACAAAGAGUGUUCUAGCUAUGUAAACAAGAGUGCCUGGUGCACUGCCACAUGUUAAACUUAUCAAUGGGUGCAAUAUGACUUGCCCACAAGAACAUCUUGCUAGGAACAUUCUGUUCAUAUACUGCUGUCAGUGCGCAUAAAUAUGUCUUUCCGCACAAAAUAUGCCAUGUUACUAUUGUGGCAUAAAUGGGCAGUUACAUUAUUGUGACUGUUUUGAUGCACAUACCUCUGCUAAGUGUUCACUGUUUGAAAUGUGAAUCUGAAUUCAGCGCUUCAUAACGUAUACACUAUAUACAUAUAAAUAUUAUAUAUAAGAUGCUACUGUUGAUGUUUGUAGAUUGUCAUAGAAGUGCCAUCUUUUAACAGAUUUUUGUCUCGCUAAUAAAGUAAAGUGGCUGUACAUAA